Messenger RNA from Ceratotherium simum simum (southern white rhinoceros), 481 nucleotides. NCBI's taxonomy places the organism in Eukaryota, Metazoa, Chordata, Mammalia, Perissodactyla, Rhinocerotidae. The record is from RefSeq and is a predicted model, not a curated record.
GACAUGAAACCUUUUGAAGAUGCUCUCAAGAACCAGUCCUUGGGGCCUGUGUUGAGCAAGGCGGCCUCGGUCGAGUGCCUCAGCCCCGUCUCCCCCAGGGCCCCGGAUGCCAAGAUGCUGGAAGAGCUGAAAGCAGAGCCUUGGUACCAAGGAGAGAUGAGCAGGAAGGAGGCCGAGGGGCUGCUGAAGAGAGACGGAGACUUCCUGGUCAGGAAGAGCACCACUAACCCUGGCUCCUUCGUCCUCACUGGCAUGCACGACGGCCACGCCAAGCACCUGCUGCUCGUGGACCCAGAAGGCACGGUCCGGACGAAGGACAGGGUCUUCGACAGCAUCAGCCACCUCAUCCACCACCACCUGGAGAACAGCCUGCCCAUCGUCUCCGCCGGGAGCGAGCUCUGCCUGCAGCAGCCGGUGGAGAGGAACCUGUGACCCGCCAGCCGCCCUGUCCUGACCCUGCGCCCUGGUCAGGGAGACUCGG